CGUUGACUGACUGAAGAUCUCGAGAAGAUGUCUGGCCGAGGAACGUGGUCUUCAGCGAUUUUGUCAAAUCUUCAGUGCUUCAGCUGAAAAUGGCUUCUGGAAAGGUUGGGAGAUAGACUCCUCCGCUCCACAAGAUGUGCGCUUUGUGUUUGUAAAGUUCUGGACUGGGCGCGUUGCAGAUGCAGAUAUAGAACAAUAUCUGCUCCGCUUUUGUGAGAUUUUGCAGCCAGUACAUAAACCAGUAGAUCAAUUCGGCAUCUGGUAUGGGGUUCGCCGUUAUAAGGUUAAGCUCAGGAAAGCCACCGAUGGGAACCUGAUGCAGAUUCCAAACUCUAUCAGUAUGGGUCCUUAUAACGGCAGGAUUACCUACCAGGGACAAGUACAGCGCUGCUAUGUGUGUGGCUCUUUGGAACAUCAGGUGAAGGAAUGUCAAGCUGUCAAGUGCUGGAAGUGCGGGGAGUUGGGACACAAAGGAAAGGAGUGCAUGAAUACAGAAUUGUGCAGCUUGUGCAACCAGAAAGGCCACUCCUACUUCAAGUGCCCGGAGUCCUACAGCAAUAAAGCACGAAAUGUAAAGUACCCAAACAGCGUACAGCAGCCCAACGUAGAGCCCACUGACAUCCAAACCGAGAGCGGUGCAGCAGAAGUCGUCUCAGCACAAAACCUUGGAAAACAGCAAAGUAUGAUCAUUAGAUAUGCUGAGGAUCAAGCCCACCUGAACAAUGAGCAGGAGGAGGAGGAGACCACUUCCACAUCUAGCAGUGAUACCACCGCCAGCAGCAGCAGCAGCAGCAGCACUGGCUCCAGCCCAGAGUCUGAUAUCACGGAAGAAGAUUUCUUAGCCCUGCCUGAUCCUCGGUCUGAGAGAACAGGUGGAACGGAAGCAGCUACGGCAAUACAACCGGCAUCUGCAGUGACCCAGGUCACCUCCACUCCACCGCGGACGGUUGCAGGUGAAGGUAUUCAAACUACCCACAAUAACAUUGAUCCAGUAGACAAUCCCCCAAUACAACAGCCUGCUAAAAUGAAAAGGAAGAAAAAGGCCUUGUCCUCGGGAACAAGCGCGAUAAAAAAGAUGAGAGAAUGAGCACAGAUAUGAAAAUGACAGAAAUGGAAAAAGAGAGAGAUGACUUUAAAUCUGUAUGACCUCUGUCCUCCUUAACAUCGCUACCUGUAAUGUCAGAGGAAUACAAUCGAAGAUUAAUAGAGAAAGUAAAUUGAAUAUAUUAAGUCAUGAAAAAUUAGAGGUGUUGUGUAUACAAGAAACAAGGUUAUCAACACACAGAGACAUAGAGGAUGUUAAGAAUAGAUGGAAUAGAGGGGACUCUUUUUUCUCUAUUGGAGACUGUAAGGCUGAUGGUUUAGGUGUUUUAUUUUAUAACAAACUGUUUAAAGUUACAAAUUAUAGGGAAUUAAUCCCAGGAAGAUUGAUUUAUGUGGACUGUUUUUAUAAAAAUAAAAAAAUUAGAAUUAUUAAUAUAUAUACAGCUCAAGAUAGAGUGAGGAAAAUGCAGCUUUUUAAAGAACUUAAAGUGCUGUUAUGUGUAGGUUUUUGUGUUAUUGUAUGUGGAGAUUUUAAUACAGUUACAGACCAGAACGAUAGACUUACUAAUAAACCGUGUGAAAUACGCCGGGAAGGCGUCUUUCUAAAAUCCAUGAUGCACGAACAAAAUUUUAAUGAUACUUUUCGAAUUCUUUACCCUAAUAAAAUAGAUUUUACAAGGUUUAGUUCUACAUGUAACAGUCGUAUCGACAGAAUUUACAUAAACACUGAAAUUGAAGUGUGCUCAUAUGAAACUAAAAUGCUACUAAAUUCUGAUCAUUUGACUGUAAUAUGUAAACUUAAUCUGAAGG
Pygocentrus nattereri (red-bellied piranha) is the source of this 1854-nucleotide messenger RNA. Its product is annotated as serine/arginine-rich splicing factor RS2Z32-like. The transcript has 2 exons. The coding region runs from base 317 to 1087 and encodes 256 amino acids. Gene Ontology annotation, molecular function: RNA binding; double-stranded DNA binding; zinc ion binding. NCBI's taxonomy places the organism in Eukaryota, Metazoa, Chordata, Actinopteri, Characiformes, Serrasalmidae. The record is from RefSeq and is a predicted model, not a curated record. Gene Ontology annotation, biological process: activation of innate immune response.